Molecule: messenger RNA, 891 nt
Organism: Galeopterus variegatus (Sunda flying lemur)
Lineage: Eukaryota; Metazoa; Chordata; Mammalia; Dermoptera; Cynocephalidae
Product: olfactory receptor 2H1-like
Exons: 2
Coding region: 1-891 (296 amino acids)
Biological process (GO): G protein-coupled receptor signaling pathway
Cellular component (GO): membrane
Molecular function (GO): G protein-coupled receptor activity; olfactory receptor activity
Source: RefSeq, a predicted model, not a curated record
AUGAACAAGAGCUUCCCAGUAGGCUUCAUCCUUCUUGGCUUUUCCAAGUGUCCCCAGAUGGAAAAGGCUCUCUUUUGGAUCAUGGUCAUCUUCUACACUAUGACCAUCCUCAGCAACUUGACCGUCAUCCUGCUGUCUUGCAUGGAUCCUUGUCUCUACACACCCAUGUACUUUUUCCUUAGCAAUCUUUCCUUCAUGGAUCUCUGCUUCACUACAACCGCUGUGCCCCAGAUGUUCUCAAACUUGUGGGGGCCAGACAAGAGCAUCAGCUAUGCAGGCUGUGUCACCCAACUCUGCGUGUCUCUUUGUAUUGGUGCUGCAGAAGGCAUCUUGCUGGUGGUGAUGGCCUUUGACCGCUACAUUGCUGUCUGCCAGCCACUGCGCUACACCAUCAUCAUGCACCGUCCACUCUGUUGGAAGCUGAUACUCGUAGCCUGGAUGGCUGGCCUGAUAGAAUCUUUGAUGGAAACUCUUACCACAUUCCAGCUUCCCUUCUGCACCCACCACCACCUGAAUGACUUUUUGUGUGAGGUUCCUUCCCUCAUACGCCUGGCCUGUGCAGACACUUCUGCCAAUGAGUGGCAGAUGACCACUUCUGCUGUCAUCUUCACCAUGGUGCCUGUGGGGUUGAUUCUGACUUCUUAUGGCUACAUUGCUCAAGCUGUGGGGAAAAUUAAAUCAGAGGAGGGGAAGAAGAAAGCCAUGGCCACCUGCUCCUCCCACCUUCUUGUGGUCUUCAUGUUUUACGGGACAGUGGCAAUGGUGCAUAUAGACCCUAAGAACAACUUAUCUUCGAAACAUGGAAAACACAGGCCCAGUUUGCAGUGUGCACCAGGAGAACUUCUACUAAUUGACAUUGGUCUUUUAUUACGGAAAGACUCAAAAGAGUGA